Molecule: messenger RNA, 369 nt
Organism: Pseudogymnoascus verrucosus
Lineage: Eukaryota; Fungi; Ascomycota; Leotiomycetes; Thelebolales; Thelebolaceae
Exons: 1
Coding region: 1-369 (122 amino acids)
Source: RefSeq, a predicted model, not a curated record
AUGAGUCUACUCAGCCUGCCUUGCAAUGUUCGCGAUGAUAUUUUCAGAAGAGUUCUCCUUGUGGCCCAUCCACUCUAUCUGCUCCAAGACGGCGACUCUAGCAUGGUAGAGACAUUUGGACCAGAAAUACGAGUUCGAUGGCGAGCAUUGCUGUACACCAAUCGCCAGGUGCUCGAUGAGGCUAGCGCAGUGCUCUAUGGAUCGAAUAAUUUUUCCCUGGUUGAUACCACACAGAAACAGGUUGUCCUCCUGCAAUCCUUCUUAAACUGCAUCGGGUCUACAAACGCAGGUCUACUGUCUCACAUAUGCAUCAACUUCCCGUCGCAGAGCAUGCGGAUGGGCGACCAGGAGGAAUCCUGCUCAGGAUAG